AUGUCACUUUUGGGUUCCAAAAAGACGCGUAAACGACGCUAUCGCCACAGACUUGUUUGUGAAUCAUGCAAAAAAGAAAUUGACUCGGACUAUAAAGAAAGUCACAUUAAAAAUAUUCAUAAUGGAGAUAAAGUGCAAUUUAAUAUAGUACUGGAAUCAAACCAAUCGCAGCUUAGUAGUUUUUUUCACCAAGGACAAGGUACAAAACCGUCAAAGCAAACGAAGCUUUUUGUGUCUAAAGAACAUGGUAAGGAAAUUGCUCAAUCAAUAACAAUUGUUCCUGAAACUGCUUCACCACACAGUGAUGUCCCUAUUGAAGAAAAUACUCCAACUCCGUGGCCAACAACUCAUGUGGUGGGCGACACUGACAGUAGUCCAGGCAGUUUGAAGUGUGGAGCACAGCCGUCGAAUAUCGUCAAUGAAUUAAGUGCUAAAACCAAAAAAGUGAACCUUGUAUCUCCGUCCGACAAUUCUAACAUAUGCAAUACCAAGAAAGAAUUCGCAAGUUGCACUUGUUCCGCCAAGUCUCACAUUGAAGUUCAAGACGUGACAAAGAGCACGAGCGCAAUUGAUAACUCGAAUGUCAAUGAUAAUUCAGUACCAGCCACUCCUAAUUCAAUCCCAGAAAUAGUACAACACGGUUCACACGGACCACACCAGCCAAUUCUUUCAGAAUAUAAUCGUAGGAAGUUCAGUAAUGAAACAUCAACUAGAGACUUCAAUGAACAAUGGUAUAAGAUUUACCCUUGGCUGAGUUUCGAUAUUCAAAGCCGUAAAUGUGAAUGCUUUCCUUGUAAGGAAUUUAUGAAAGACAAUUCGUUCUUGUUCGAUAACUGGAAAAGGAGUGAUCGGCUCUUCAAGCAUACAAAAAGUGCUGUCCAUAAGAAUGCAAUGACCAAAUGGAUUACCGCAAAGAUUAAUUGUAAGCGACAAACAUCUGUACUCAAACAGUUAGCGGACGCUCAUCAACGAGAUAUUAUGCACAAUCGUGCAUAUCUGCGAGUGAUUAUCACCAGCAUAUUUUAUAUUGCACAGCAAAAUGUGGCAUUAAGAGGGCACAAAGAGAAAAGAGAUGACAUUGCUGGAGCUUCUGACCUAAAUCGAGGAAAUCUGUUGGAACUGUUGCACCUAAGAUGUAAUGACAUCCCGUGGCUUGGAGAAAAAUUACAACGUCAACUCAAGUCGCACAUCCAGUGGACAUCGCCGUCAAUCCAGAACGAGAUCUUAAAUAUUCUAUCUGAUUUUAUUGUUAAACGAAUCAAGGAUGACGUGUUGUCAUGUCGAAAUUUUGCUGUCAUUAUGGAUGAAACGUCAGAUAUUAGUCGCAUAGAGCAAGUUUCAAUAUGCUUAAGGUACGUUUUGGCGGGUGAAACACUUGAAACUUUCAUUGGAUUUUUUUGCACUUCCUCGACUGAAGGAAUCGUUUUGCUUGAACUUUUGAAGAACGUAAUCACAGAAAAUGGUCUGAAAUUGGAAGACAUUGUUGGUGAGUGCUUUGACGGAGCAUCAAAUAUGAGCGGCAUUCAUAAAGGGGUAGCUGCAAGAAUGAAAGAAUGCUGCCCCCGUGCGGUGUAUGUGCAUUGUUAUGCACAUGUUCUUAAUUUGGCUUUGCAAGAUACUAUGAGCGAAAUAGAACCAUUGAGAAAUUCUUUAGGGACAUUGCAAGGCCUAUACAAUUUUUUAGAAGCCAGUCCAAAACGUCAUGCUGUAUUCAGUUCUGUGAAAGUUGACGGCAAUUUCAUAAAAAAUCUUACAUUAAAGUCUAUGAGUCAAACAAGGUGGUCAUGCAGAUGGGAGGCAGUGAAAGCAAUCUAUGAACAGAUCAGGAAAGUAAUCAAAGCUCUUCUCAUUUUAUCUGAAGAUAAGGAUACUAAAACCUACAGGGAUACCACCGCCCUGUUGAAUGCGGUUUGUGAUUUCCAAUUCGUCCUUGGCUUGAUCCUGCUCAAGGUCAUAUUGUCAAAUACAAACGCUUUGAGUAAAUACCUACAAGGGAAAAGCAUUGACGUAAUCAAUGCUAAAAGAAAUGCGGAUUUAGUUAUAAAGACCCUCACAAAUUGUAGAAACGAAAACAAUUUUGAGCUAUUAUGGAAAAGAACGAUAGUCAUGUCUGAAGAAAUAAAAGAGGAAAUUAACGGAUCUCGGUUCAUAUUCAAAGAGGCAAAGGCACCACGAAACCGCCCGUCUCGUCGACUUCAAGCUCUUAUUGGGGAAUCAUCUGAUAAUGUUGAGAAAGUUACAACGCCAAAAAACCAUCAUCGUAUCAACACCUUUUAUCGAUCUCUUGAUUCCGUUAUUGGAGAAAUGAAAUCGCGAUUCAGUAAGAACGAUCAAGAAAUUCUCUGCGCAUUGGGGGACGUUGUGUUAAGCAAAACACCUUCACGGAACAGUUUUGAACUCGUAGCUGAAUUUUACAAAGUUGACCAAGAAAUUCUUGCAGUUGAAAAGAGUAUGUAUGAGAAUUCCGUAACCGAAGACUCCGAUCCGGAUACUCAGCCGAGAACAGCUGUGCAGGUUGUGAAAUCUAUGUUUGAAUGCGGACUUAACGACCUAUUGCCAGUGUUAUACGAAGUAUCCACUAUACUGGCAUCAAUUCCAGCGACAUCCGCAUCUGCUGAAAGGUCUUUUAGUGGGUUAAGACGAGUGAAAACAUACCUUCGCUCGAAUAUGGGUCAAGAACGGUUGAAUUCGGCGGCUUUGAUUAACAUUGAACGAACAUAUGCCAACAAAGUUGUUAACAAUGACAUAGAUGACAUAAUUAACACAUUUGGUCGACGACAUGGACGUCAGUCAUACUUCUUUUAG
Messenger RNA from Dendronephthya gigantea, 2805 nucleotides. RefSeq names its product zinc finger MYM-type protein 1-like. NCBI's taxonomy places the organism in Eukaryota, Metazoa, Cnidaria, Anthozoa, Malacalcyonacea, Nephtheidae. The record is from RefSeq and is a predicted model, not a curated record. Gene Ontology annotation, molecular function: protein dimerization activity. The transcript has a single exon. Bases 1 to 2805 code for a protein of 934 amino acids.